UACCCCCCAGAAAAUAGCUGGAACCUUGACUGCAUUCUAGUUCUAGUUUCUCAAAUCUCUGAUUGUGCAAUUUGGCUCUAAUUGGGGUCUUGUUACUCUCACACACCCACUUUUCUUUUUCUCUUUUCACUUUUUGACAUCAUCAUCGUUAUGGUGUCACCCACGGCGUUGAUAGAGACACCUCUAAAGAUCUAGACCCUUUUUGGACCGACUCUGAGAUUGAACAAACAUAACCCAGUUUUGAGGUAUUUUAGAUCAGAGUAGUGGACACCUCGUCGAGGUUCAAUGACUCGAUCGUUGGGCGAUCGGCAAACAAGUUAAAAGACGCAACUAGCCCGGCUUGAAUAUUCAUGCCGGUAAGUGACGAUCCAACUGGCUACCAAAUAUUGACACGCCGCUGCUUCUAACAUGAAAAUCUCAUCAUCGCAUCGCUGCCAGCGCUUGCCGGAGUAUCUUUGCUUGUAAGUGUAUCUGUAUCUGUGGGAUUCUUCGGCCGGAGAAGUGGUAUAAAAGCGAUGCGUCCCCCCGAAAACUCACACAGUAUCGAAGUGAAAGUGCGUGGGCGAAGUGAGUGAGAACCGGGAUCGGAUUGAGAACGAAAUACAAGGAUUAUGUUUGGAUAUACUGGGUUGCUGUGGAUUAUCGGACUCGUGGCCUUUGCGCAGGCGCAAACGCUGAAUGAAACGAGUGGUGGGGUGGCGCCUCUGGAGUCUGGUAUGUGGCGCCAGGGCAGGAGGAGAAGUGUUCUGGCAGACACCUGCACCACCAACAGCGGCACCACCGGCACCUGCCUCACACGCUUCAAGUGCAUGCGGCAAUCGGGCACCGUAAACGGAUAUUGUGGCACCUACGGUGUUUGCUGUGAAACCAACCUCCAAGUGGGCGCUACUACCCGCCAAAAACGAUCGAUUAUCAAGAGCCCUGCCACAUUCGCCACCGACCUGAUCACCUACACCGUCGAGGCGAUGAGCAACAACGUCCAGCAGCUGCGCAUCGACUUCGAGCAGUUCGAGAUGGCCCAGCCGGUGGAUACGGACGGUGUCCUGGACUGUCAGGACUACUUUGAGGCUGGGGGCUUCAAGUUGUGUGGCGUGAACAACGGACAGCAUCUGUAUCUGCCUUUCAAUGCGGCAACCGGAGUAGAGCAGGUCACCAUCACCUUUGCUGUGCCCUCCAAGUCGACGGGAACCAACUGGCGACUGAUUGUGACCCAGCUGGAGGGUCCUCCCAUUUCCAGUAGACGUCGCCUCACCACCACCGCAGGAUUUGGAGCUAGCACCAACUCCUUGCAGGAUCUGAGGGACAUCUUCGCCUCGCAUCACGCGGACUAUGAGCUUCUGGCUCCUCCGGGCUGCCAGCAGUACUACACUGGGCUGACGGGCACCAUUCGCAGCUUCAACUUCCAGAGUGCCGUGACCAGCAACUAUAUGCCCGAUCUGAGCUACAACAUUUGCAUUCAAUCUUCCACCAGUGCCAGCAUGAUAGAGUACAGCUUCAGUCAGUUCUCCAUGUCCAUACAGGACGGCACUGCCGAGGGUUAUGAUGAGUUUUGUCAUCCCACAGUCCACACGGCGGGCAGGCAGGAGGAUUACCUGAUGAUACCCCAAGGAAUUCUGGCCAAAAACAUGGCCUAUCAGCCCACAUACUAUUGUGGCACUAACGAAAAUCUGGUGGUUUAUGCUUCUCCACCUUACUUGCUGCACUUCUCCAGCGACGACCUGACUCUGGACAGAUCUGUGGAGACUGGGUUCAGCAUGACUUACCGCCUAAGAAACUCACUUCUUUAAUCGUAGCGACUAUUAAAUAAUAUCUGAUAGGUUUGCCCGCAGGGCACACAGGAAUUUAAUAAACUCGAAUGUCUUUAA
Drosophila ananassae is the source of this 1865-nucleotide messenger RNA. RefSeq lists its product as uncharacterized. The record is from RefSeq and is a predicted model, not a curated record. NCBI's taxonomy places the organism in Eukaryota, Metazoa, Arthropoda, Insecta, Diptera, Drosophilidae. The transcript is spliced from 4 exons. The coding region runs from base 612 to 1787 and encodes 391 amino acids.